GGGAAACACAAGAGACUGAAGAUUUAAAGGAGAAUCCAUAAUAAGUUUGCUCACAUCCAUUUAGCACACGGAGGUUUUAUGUUUGUUUACUCGGCGUUUAUUUCAUGUUGAUUGGAUUACUAAUAAUCGCGAAGGUUAAAAUUUAACGGGGUUGGGGAGGGGGGUCAACAUGUCGAUCCAGUACGAGGCACCGCUGGCGGACAGCUACGGGGUGGCGGACUCGUUUCCCAAAGAUUUCGGAUAUGGGGAAGAGGAGGGAGACAUUGAGGACAGUCCUACUCCCUCCGACAGUAAACCAAGAAUCCUGCUAAUGGGGUUGAGGAGGAGCGGGAAGUCCUCUAUCCAGAAGGUGGUGUUUCAUAAGAUGUCGCCCAACGAGACCCUCUUCCUGGAGAGCACCAACAAGAUCUAUAAAGAUGACAUCUCCAGCAGUUCCUUUGUCAACUUCCAGAUCUGGGACUUCCCUGGUCAAGUGGACUUUUUUGAUCCAACGUUUGAUUACGAGAUGAUCUUCAGAGGAACUGGGGCUUUGAUAUUUGUCAUCGACGCACAGGAUGACUAUGUGGAGGCUCUUAGUCGACUCCACCUAACAGUAUCACGAGCCUACAGGGUGAACCCUGAGAUCAACUUUGAAGUGUUCAUCCAUAAAGUAGAUGGCCUGUCUGAUGACCAUAAGAUCGAGACCCAGCGAGACAUACAUCAGAGGGCUAAUGAUGACCUGGCAGAUGCAAGCUUAGAGAAACUACAUCUCAGUUUCUACUUGACAAGUAUAUACGAUCACUCCAUCUUCGAGGCCUUCAGUAAAGUUGUCCAGAAGCUCAUCCCUCAGCUUCCCACGCUGGAGAACCUUCUCAACAUCUUUAUAUCUAAUUCAGGGAUCGAGAAGGCCUUCCUGUUUGACGUAGUCAGUAAGAUUUAUAUCGCCACUGACAGUUCACCGGUGGACAUGCAGUCCUACGAGCUCUGCUGUGACAUGAUCGAUGUGGUCAUUGACGUGUCUUGUAUUUAUGGGUUAAAAGAGGAUGGCAGUGGCAGCGCAUAUGAUAAGGAAUCUAUGGCCAUCAUCAAACUCAACAACACCACAGUGCUCUACCUGAAAGAGGUCACCAAGUUCCUCGCCCUGGUCUGCAUCCUGAGAGAAGAGAGCUUUGAGCGCAAAGGAUUAAUAGACUACAAUUUCCACUGUUUCCGGAAAGCCAUUCAUGAGGUGUUCGAGGUGGGAGUUUCCACCUCAAGGACCAGCAACCAGCCAGUUGGCACCCCUCUUAUGAAAACUGUUGCCUUAAAUGGAACCCCAAGGAGCACUGUGUAGAGAGAAGGUGAUAAAGACAAUGAUGAAAAGUGUGGAGAUGAUGGAUGAGGUAAUAAAAGAGAAAGACUACAGGAUGGGCCGCAUUCUGAAUAUGCCGACCAUCAUUAAUGCUCCUGGAAGCUUUAUAAGCAAAAGAGUCACUAAAACAAACAUGCUGCAGUGUGUGGGGCAGAAAUGUAAUGUGGGUAAGCUUGCAAAGUCACGCAUGCAUGGAAGGGAAGAGGCACAAAAGGAGGUGGAACACUUUUUUUGUGACUAAAAGGCAUUAACAAACUGUUCCUCAAGAAAACAUGAUAAACAAAGUGCAAGUCACUGGGGAAAAAAGCACAGCAAGAAACCUCUCACCCUGUCAAGCUGAACCGCCUGACAACUUGGAUGAAUGCUGUAUGAUAUGUUGCUGGUCACUUAACACAGUAGCCAAGUUUAAACUGGUUUACUCCUAAACACAUGAAUGUGGCAGACGUCUGUGAAAAUUUUGCGGUGCACAACAAUAUUGAGUGUAUACUUCUGAAGCCUUACGUAGAGUUGUCCUAAUGCAAGCCCCUAAUGCACAUAUGCACACUCGGUCACCCAAAUGUUUUGUGUAUGAAAGGGAUUGAAAUGUGGUUUAAUGUGUCUCGACUGUGGGAGCAAAUGUAUGUGUGUGGUGGGUGGGUGUUGUGUAUGCACACUGGCUUGGGGCCCAGAGAUGUUGUGACGUCACACACAAGACUCUGAAGUAUGAGGAGUUGUGCUGUUCCAACUGACCUCUGGGACACUGUGAUUGCACUUACCUCAGAGGAUGUCAGGGAUCCUAACUAACAAAAUUCAAACUGCUAUUGCUGUACUGUUGCCCUUUAGUUACGUUACAGCAUCUUUGGCGGAUAGAUCAUGCAAUCCUAGGACAUUGUAGGAUGAACCUUAAUUACUUACAUUCCGGUUCUGAGGUGCCAAUGCAGUUUAGCUCACAUUAAAACUCCAUAAUCUUUGCUUUCACUUUACCCAAUCACCAAUCAGCAUGUUGUUUUUAAUUCUGAUGAAAUCUGCUGUAAAAUAAAGAUAUUAAAGAUGGCUGAAGUGGCAGGACAUUUGAAUCAGUUAAACCCAUUCCAAGCAUGUCCGUAGAGAUGCUUCAUUUUGUCUUACAAUCAGUUCAGUAUAAUCUAAUUUUGUUUAACAGCAACUGAAUUAACUUUAAAGAACACAAAACACAUUUAUCUUCAAGCUUGCUGGUGAUUUCUUGUUUCUCAGACUACAUAGGCUUAUAGGAUACACGUUAUGCCUGUCUAGCAUUUUGCCAAAGGUGUUAUCAUUUAUGAGAAAUAAAACACACACUGAAAACAGUA
Molecule: messenger RNA, 2637 nt
Organism: Danio aesculapii
Lineage: Eukaryota; Metazoa; Chordata; Actinopteri; Cypriniformes; Danionidae
Gene: rragca
Product: Ras-related GTP binding Ca
Exons: 7
Coding region: 170-1312 (380 amino acids)
Biological process (GO): cellular response to starvation; positive regulation of TOR signaling; cellular response to amino acid stimulus
Cellular component (GO): Gtr1-Gtr2 GTPase complex; lysosome; nucleus
Molecular function (GO): GTPase activity; GTP binding
Source: RefSeq, a predicted model, not a curated record